Messenger RNA from Linnemannia hyalina, 6195 nucleotides. The record is from the annotation of a GenBank genome assembly. NCBI's taxonomy places the organism in Eukaryota, Fungi, Mortierellomycota, Mortierellomycetes, Mortierellales, Mortierellaceae.
AUGCAGCAAGUCGAAUACAUGCCAGACUCGACACACGACGCCAAUGCCAAUCAACUGCAGCAGUUGCAACAGCAGACCUCAUACCCUCUUUCCUCUCGCUCGACCCACAAAAGUAUUACUAUUCCUACUUCGACUCGCAUUAAUCCUAAUCAGAGCAGCAUAACAGAGGACCAAGCCAAGCAUCUGCAUGAACGCGCACGUUUCGUUGCCUCCUCGUCUUCCUCCUCGACACAACAACCUCCUGAACUGGUGACCACAGAGACUGCACUCACCGACUGUAUCAACAACAACAACAACAACAACAACAACGACGGCGCUAUGAUAGGAGCUUUGGGUAACAAUUCAUCGUCUCGCUUACCCGACCAGCCAUCUCAAAACACUCGCUUGCAUGUCCAUGGCCAAAGUGUGACCUCGCCUCUCUCGGAGACCUCUACUCCUACCUCUAUUACGACCUCGCGGACAAAGGGCGACAAAAAGUGGACCACACGAGCCAACCUCUCGCGCGACGCCCGGGCGAUCAAGACCCGCAUCCGUCGUCUCUGGAUGGACCCCAGCCAAGAGGUGCACAGCAGAACGAAGCGUGAUCCCAAGAACCAAUACCUCCUCUUGGAAGAAUCCCUUACAGGAAUACUCCAGAUCGUGCCGCCUAUCAUCCAGAAUGCGCGGAUACCCAAAUCAAGCCCCAUGGGACUAUCUUACCCAGCAGCAGCUUAUUCCGACUCGACCAGUAGCAGCAGCCUCCCUCACCCUCACCCCCGGAUAAUGCCCAUGUCAAUGGACUUUUCUGCUGCCACCGGUAGUACCAUCUCGCCUCCCCACCCAUUAUCUGCACCACCUGUCCAGCAUUCUUUCCAUCCUCCUUCGCCCUCGCUCAUCGGAAGUGCUCUGCCGAAAUCAAGCGGAGGGUCAACCAACAACUCUAUGACCACCACAACGACAGGGCCAGUCCACACUCGUGCUCGGACCACCUCCUCUAAUUCGACCUCCACCAUCAGCGCCACGAGAUAUCAGAUUGCGACCAGCAUGCUUCAACCGUCUGAACCCCCUUUUAUGGACAUUGCGCAGCCCACCCUCCGUUCCCCCACCAGUGGUGCAUCUCUGGGCGAACCUUCGCUUAGUACGUUCGCCGCUGCUGUUGCCGCUGCAGCCUCUCUAUCAUCCACUAGCCCGUCUUUAACAACUGACACACGGCCCACCGCGCCUGGCAUGGCUGAGAGCAACAAUAUUUUGAUCUCCAAGUUGCUCUCGCUUUCCAACGCGUUCACUGGAUCGAUCCGAGCGUUGUGUGAGCAACAGAACGAAAAGGUGCUAAGAUUCGACGACGACAUGAUCCUGGAACUGUUGACGCGUUGGGAACAGGAGGCUGGUAGAGAGGAGGAAGAUGGGUCUGUGUCAGAGCCAGAUGAUAACUCGAGCACGACCUCUUUGGUCACCCUUGGCGCCACCAAUGCUCUGGAACGGUAUCAGAUCAUUGUGGGACGUGUCUGGGAGGAGACGGAUGUGAUCUUGUCAUGCAUCCGCAAGAUCCGGGAUCUCGUUGAGUUUGGACGGAUGCAGCACUACUCGGACUUUGAUGAUGAUGACUCGGAGGAAGAUGCCAUUGAGAAAGAUGAAGUCAUCAAGAAGAGCUUGUAUUCGAGGAUCCUCUUCCAUGCGAACGGGUUGGUGACGGUGUUGGGUGAGUUUCUGGAGUGUGUCUCAGGAAUCCAACGACUGGUCAGCACUAUCAAGACGCAGAGGGAGAGUCAGGAGGACAACCGCGACGACCUGUACCUCAACAACGGAUCCCCAGUUGACAAUGGAUUCGACCAGCAGUCGUCGUCAGUCGUCGAUUUUAUCGCGGAUGACCCUAUCCCGGUCAAACAUCUCGACCCAGCUCUGAUGCGCAAGCUCAAGCGCAAGAAUCGGUUCAAGACAAUGGCGGAGAAGGUGCGGCGGUCGUUCUCGGAUUUCGCCAAGCGGUCGACUACAUCGUUGCUCGCGGUCUUUCCUCCUCUGGGCGACGGCACAAACGACGGGUUCCAUUGGGACUCAUAUUCGGAUGGAGAGUACUACUCUGAAGAGUGGGUUGGGACUGAGUAUGGGGGUUCGCACGUCGCGGACGAGGACAGUAUUGUGCGAACGCUGUCCCCGCCUGAUAGUCCUGGGAUCAGGUCGGAAAAGUUUUAUGGCCGCCAUCGUCGUCUCAGUUCAAAGGACACUUCUGGAUUACCCGAGCAAUACUGGCCUGGGUCGACUCGAUUGGGUUUCUCGGAUGACGGCAUGAGCCCGACGAAUUCGAUUCAUCCUACCUCGCCCUUCAGCACAUCCUCAUCGUCGAUCCCAAUUGCGAGUGGUAGUCCUGGUGGUAACUUUGUGGGUGGCACCAGUAUGGCCAUGUCGAGGAGUAUGAGCUCUGAGCGGACUGUCAACACCAUCGCUACACGACUUCACAUGGAUUCGCCCAACAAUGCGGCUUCGCCUACAAGAAAGUCUCUUGAGUUCCUUCGAGAGUCGAUGGAAUUGACAGAGCAUUCUUCGAGCGUUACUGACGCUAUGGCUAUGACAUCUUCCCUUCAGCCUACACCGCCCACCCAGACUGACGUCAAGGAAAAGCGACAGUCAAAUCUCUUUCAACGAAAGAGCAUCCAGGCACCCACAAUUACUGGAAUCAGUAUUUCGGCACCGAUUCCUAUUGACCCAAGACCUUACUCGGCCUACUCGUCGCCAGGAGAAUCACAGACACCCUCCCGGAACAAUUACCGUGUUCGACCCCCACGACCUCCAAACUCACUCCCACCCAUGCCACCUUCGCCCACCCUAGCAGCAUCCUCUCGAGAUGACUCAUUCGAGAAUUCUAUUGGGUCUGAUUCUUCUAUCUUCAAGCCAAAUUCCACCCACAGGACCAGUUCAUACCUCGCUUCUAGGAGCAUCUCUCCGCUCCAGACUUCUCCUUUGAUUUUAGACUCGCCUUUCACUCGCCAGACCAGUAUCCGGAUGGGCAACGACAGGAACCGGUACUCUGUCAAGAUGCCCGAAGAUGAGCAAUGGGAUCACCAGCUUUCCGAAUUCAACACCGUCUUGUCUACUAACGGCAGCAGCAGCAGCAAUGGUAGUAACAAUAGUCCCCGUAGUAGCGGUGGCAACUUUCCGGGAUCGUUCUGGAGGCGCCGGAGCUAUAAUGAUGCACUGGAGAAGAGCUGGCAGUCGAUGAGACAGGAUUCUUUUGUUUUAUCCUCAGGUGGCGCUUUUGAUACUUCGUUGCCUUCUACACCGAAUGGUCCUGAUUUCCGGUCGACGUUUGGGUUGGAGUCGAGUUCUUCGCAGGCACCUUCUCGUAUGGCGUCUUUCGAGUUCAUGAUCCCCUUCAUUUCGAGAGACGGAAACGCGGUAUCUUCUUCCACUACACCGUCUAGACAGGGAAGUCGACCAGGAUCGGGAUCGGCGCUUUCCCAGGUUGAGUCAGAGCGGAUGGCAACGAUGACGAUGAUGGGCAACAACAAUAGGCGGCACUCGAGUCCUUUGAUCCUGGGUGCUGAGCGUGCCUUGUCGGAUGCUCUUAGUCGACGACAGAGUGCCUCGUCUCAGAAGAGUCAGUCGACCAUCAACUCGCAGCCACAGCAACAACAACAACCUCAGCAGCAGGGUUCGUCUAACAGUAACUCUAUCCACAUGAUGCCGACCGUUGACGAGAACUCCAAGCCCAAGAAUGCCCCUCACCAUCGACAGGAUCAGGAUCAGGGUCCAGCUGAGGCUCAGACUCAGGCUCAGGCGCCAAGAUUUAACGCUCCCGCUCCUUCAACUGACUCAGUCACGUUCACGGAAUCUGACGCUCUGAGUAUCAAACCUCGACCACCGCGACCCACUUACAAGAAGAUGUCAUCGGAGAGCAAUAUCCACCACAGUAUUGCUGCUUCUCGUCACAAUGGUCCUUAUGUGGCGACGACGAGUGAGACGACUACUUCAGAAGCUCAUACGGAGAACACCAGUAAUGGUCAUAGGGAGUCUGAGGCCUUGGAGAGUCGCAUUCCUGUUGAUCCUGCCCGUAAGCCGGUGAUUGGCCCUCGUUUCGGCGACAUGAAGAAGGCAUGGGAGAUUCUCAACUUGGAUGUCAAGCGAUUGAACCAGUACUCUCACAUGCGCGCCUACGCCAAAGGACAACCUGUUCAGAACAACAGCUGGGCGUUGAAUCACCCAAACGCACAGCAGAGCACGACUUCCCCGCGCGUGUUGCAUAUCUGCGAGAAUGGCGCUGAUGUGCUUGUGAUGGAGAUGUUUGAAGGCCACUUGCAAGUCGUUGCUGGUUUGCUUGAGAAGCUCAUUGAGCGACUUGCGGAUGAGAACGCCCAGGAUGCGGAGUAUGUGAGUUGCUUUCUGCUGUCGCACUCGUUCUUUAUUGACUCAGAGGACCUCUUGGAUCGCCUGAUCGCCCGUUUCCAUAUCCAGCCUCGUCAAGGCGAGAUUCUCUACUUUAAGAAAUGGCAGACCGUCAUUCAAGUCAAGAUUCUGUGCGUGCUGAUGCGAUGGAUCCAGAUCCAGUAUGAGGACUUUGAGUUGAACGCGAACUUGCUCAAGUCGUUGAGAAAGUUUCUGAAGGUUGAUGUUCGGCAGGCGGGAUUUGUUAUGGAAGCCGAGUGUAUCGAUAAGAGCAUCUCUAUCAAGAGUCUGUCGCCGAUCAAGAACUGCAGUGUGAUCAUGGAGCAAGGUCGGUUCUGCUUACAGAGAUCCCGGACCCGAAAGAUCUCCCUCUCUCGAUCCCAGAACCCUCCUCUUCCCAGCCAAUCAUCCAACCUUACGUCCUCUACCCUAAGCCCCAUCCCCCAAUCUCCCGGCGAACAAACAAUCGAAUACGGGCCGACCCCAGAACUGGCGCCAUCCUCACCCAUUUUGCAACUGAACGGACAGGAUCUGGCGAGGUACCUGACAUUGGCGGAUAUGAAAGCGUUCAGGAGUAUUACGGUGUUUGAGUUAAUGUCUGGGUGGUGGAAAAGGCGCCAAGCGGCUGAUAAUAAGCUGAAUGGCGGGAAUGGAGGGCAGGAUGAGGAUGAGCCUAAAUCGCCCUCGGGACUGAGUGUUGUUGAAGCUGAAUGUGCGGAGGAUGGAGCCAUUGAAGCCUUUACUCGGCGCGCCAACAUGCUUAGCUACUGGGUGGCACAUGAGAUAGUGAGCACGGCCGGAUCCAAGACCCGGAAACAACUCAUCAAAAAGUUCAUCGAAGUGGCCAAGAUCUGCCGCCAACUGAACAACCUCCACACGUCCAUGUUUAUCGUCUCGGCCUUGACCUCCAAACCCGUCCGUCGCCUCAACUCGUCCUGGAAGUUGGUUUCUUCUAAAGAUAUGGAGACGUUGAAGAAUUUGGAGGCGUUGAUGGACCCUUCGGGGAAUAUGAGGUGUUAUCGACAGGCGGUUGCGGAAGCUGAUGCUCCAACUAUUCCCUUCCUGCCCAUUCUGUUGAAAGAUAUCACAUUCAUUCUGGACGGCAACUCGACAAUGAUCGCGUCCAAGGCAAACCUCACACCUCAAGCUCAGCCUAACCUUACCUCAGCCCCCAUCUCAACCUCUGACUCUACUACUACCCCAACAUGCACGACUCCUCCACCCCCUACAACCCCUCCCACCUCUCCAAAAUCCAAGAACACAGGAGCGCCAUUAGUCAACUUUGACAAAUUCCGUCGCCUGACCCAAUACGUCGAGAACGCAGUCGAUAUGGCGAAAUCUGUCGACUAUUCCUUCGAACACCAACUCCUCCGCCAGGCACGCGUCUUCCGUCCUUCUUCGCCAUCCCUCUAUGGCGAAACUGACUCUGUGCAUGGCAAUGGAGGAUCGUCGUCCCUUCUCGGUGGCAAGUCUGGUAGCACUCAUGGGUUCCUGAAUGGUUCCAGUAACGGAGGUGGACCGGCGCCGGAUGGAUCUAGGGGUGCAUUGGAUCAUAUCUCAGAAAUUGUCGAGCGCCGCCUAGUCAAGGCCUCAGGACUGUAUGGCGUCCACCAACGUGUGAUUCAAGUCGAGUUCAUCAACCGCGUUCAAGGUCCAAAGUCUAACGGCGCUUCUAGUCUCUGGAAGUCCUCUGGAGGGGAUGGUGGAUCGAAUAAUGGAAGUGUCCAUGGGUCGAUGGUCGGCAGUGGUGUGAGGUCGGAUAUGGUGAUCCGUGCUGUGCAGGGCGAGGAAGAGUAUUUGAUGGGGCUCAGUCGAAUGUGCGAACCUGCUCGUUGGUAA